This is a messenger RNA of Sebastes umbrosus (honeycomb rockfish), 1637 nucleotides long. RefSeq names its product nudix (nucleoside diphosphate linked moiety X)-type motif 12 (gene nudt12). The coding region runs from base 135 to 1514 and encodes 459 amino acids. Lineage: Eukaryota; Metazoa; Chordata; Actinopteri; Perciformes; Sebastidae. The transcript has 8 exons. Gene Ontology annotation, biological process: NADP+ catabolic process; NAD+ catabolic process. Gene Ontology annotation, molecular function: NADH pyrophosphatase activity; protein binding; metal ion binding. The record is from RefSeq and is a predicted model, not a curated record. Gene Ontology annotation, cellular component: cytosol.
GCACUUGAAGGCAGCACAGUUCUCUGUUGCUCUUGAACGUAGCUUGUUCACCUUUUAUUCAACACUACAAACACACACUGCUUCACUUCCGGACAGAAGAGAAACAACACGCAGCUCAACGCGAGGCGGCCAGAAUGACGAGCCUCCAGCUGAGUGCGAAGGAGGAGAUUGUGGCGACGUUUCUGGAUGCUGCAGCCAGAGGAGACCUUACCCAGUUGUCCACGCUGCUGUCCAAUGUCCCCUCGCUCAUCAACCAGUCAGGAUACAGCGGCUGGACGGCCCUCAUGCUCGCCGCACGCAACGGACACUACCAUGUGGUGGAGGCGCUGCUGUCGCAUGGCUGCGACAAGUUCUCGGUGAACAGCUCGUCGCAGACCGCCUACGAUAUCGCCAAGUUCUGGGGCCACCGACACGUCUCCAACCUGCUGGGCCGGAUGGACGACGGCUGCCAGCGAGUGCUGCCGGGCUCGGAGGACCUCGACCAGCAGGAGAACUACUUCAGCAGAGAGACGCUGGACCGGCUGAGCGCCAAGAGGACGGAUAAGGUCUGGUUGGAGGAUAAACAGAGUGACCCAGAUACGGUCUACCUCCUGUUCUCCAGCCUCAGCCCCAUGGUCAGCAGCUCCCAGGACAACGACAACGCAGGGGUUGACACCAAGCUGUGUCGGUUCAGAUAUGAAGCAGUUAAAGACCUUCUCCAGAAACCUGCGACUGUGCUCGUGUUCCUGGGAGUGGAGAAGAGGAAAAAACCCUCCUCUUCCUCCUCCUCUCAGACGGAGGGUGGAGUCCAGGAGCCUCCCGCUUGGUUUGCCAUCAACACAGAUGAAGACGCCGCUGAGCUUCUUAAACGCUGCAGAGAAAAGAACUGCCUCUUCCCAAAGACGCCCAACAGAGACCUGCUGAAGUUCAACGAGGAAGACGCCGGAGUUGUGGCUCAGGCUCGAUCGGUGUUGGCCUGGCACAGCCGCUACAGCUUCUGUCCGACAUGUGGCAGCAGCACCAAGCUGGAGGAGGGAGGACACAAGAGGAGCUGCCUGAACGCCGACUGCAGGAGCCUGAAGGGGGUUCACAACACCUGCUAUCCACGAGUCGACCCAGUGGUCAUCAUGCUGGUGAUCCACCCUGAUGGAAACCAGUGUUUACUGGGAAGGAAGAAGAUCUUCCCUGCUCGCAUGUUCUCCUGUCUGGCUGGAUUCGUAGAGCCUGGCGAGACGAUGGAGGAGGCGGUGAGGAGGGAGGUGGAGGAGGAGAGCGGAGUGAAGGUCGGACCGGUUCGCUACGUCUCCUGCCAGCCCUGGCCGAUGCCCUCCAACCUCAUGAUCGGCUGCCUCGCCGUCGCCAUGUCGACCGACAUCAAAGUGGACGAGAAUGAGAUCGAGGAAGCUCGCUGGUUCCCACGGCAACAGGUGAUUGACUCAUUCAGAGGAACCAAUCCAGCCUUCACCUUCCCUCCCAGACAGACCAUCGCCCACCAGCUGAUCAGACACUGGAUCGGCAUGAACUCUAACCUUUGACCUCCGACCUUUAGCACUCAAACCUCCAGACGGUUAGAUGGGUCUAAAAUAAACCAGCAGCUUCUGAACUGUUGCUGCUCUGCUGCGCAGUCGAGAGAUUGUUCAGGUUGUGCUAAACACGGU